Saxophila tyrrhenica is the source of this 756-nucleotide messenger RNA. RefSeq lists its product as uncharacterized. NCBI's taxonomy places the organism in Eukaryota, Fungi, Ascomycota, Dothideomycetes, Mycosphaerellales, Extremaceae. The transcript has a single exon. Bases 1 to 756 code for a protein of 251 amino acids. The record is from RefSeq and is a predicted model, not a curated record.
AUGUCCGAACGCAGUUCUCAGGUUUUGAAGAGGAAGAUCCAAACCGAAACUACGCUCGCCGAGCGUGGUCUCAAGAAACUCGCCAUUGAUGCCUCUCAGCCAUCACAGAAGCCGAUGCGCGCACGGGGUGUACUGCAGCGUCGGGUUCACCAAAUUAGUGCAGAGCGAAGCCCGUACGCCCUCAUGUCAGACGAGAGACAUUCGGGCAGGUGCACUCGUAAGCUGAAGUCCUUGGAAGAGCUGGAGGACAAGCCUGAGUACCUUGCUGACCUGUUCUCUAGCACGCACGACUUGAUGACACAGAACUGGACGACACUCAGAAUCUAUACCACCAUCGAGCACGUCUCUGGCAACAAGUUCAAGCACUGCUACCAGAAAUUCGAACGGUCGCAGAUUGUCGGCAUAUUCACGGAGCUGUGUUGCGAGUACGAUGCUGCAGUCGCAAAACUCCAUCGCACCGGAUUCACCGUAGUAGAAAAUUGGUCGUCGUUUGCUCAAGAGCUCUUGCGCUGUGGAGAAGAUGCCGAUGUUGGUGAGUCGAAGGUGGUCGAGAUCAAGCCUGCGGAACCACACAGGACGCUGGCCUUGUUAGGAUGUGAGGGCGUGCGGGCCGUCGAACAUCGACUGCACACCCAGUGGGUGGAAGCCGAUGAUGCCGACGACCUGGAGCUUGAUAACAAGCUCGACAUGUCCCACGAGCCGGACACUAGUGAGGGCAGAGAAGAGGACGAUUGGGACAAGAUGGAUAUUGACUAG